Wickerhamiella sorbophila is the source of this 1461-nucleotide messenger RNA. RefSeq names its product Glucosidase 2 subunit beta. Gene Ontology annotation, biological process: N-glycan processing. The transcript has a single exon. Bases 1 to 1461 code for a protein of 486 amino acids. NCBI's taxonomy places the organism in Eukaryota, Fungi, Ascomycota, Dipodascomycetes, Dipodascales, Trichomonascaceae. The record is from RefSeq and is a predicted model, not a curated record. Gene Ontology annotation, cellular component: glucosidase II complex.
AUGAAGCACACUCUAGCUGCAACAACUGUCGCUCUAUUGGCCGCCCAGGCCACAGCAUUGAAAGGCGUGGCGCCUCAAGAUCAGGACAAAUACGUCCCUGAUGCUGAUGGGAUGUGGGCCUGUUUAGGACAUCCUUCUAUUCGCAUUCCCUUUGAUCGGGUCAACGACGACUACUGUGACUGUCCGGACGGUAGCGACGAGCCAGGAACCGGUGCCUGUGCUGGCGUAGGCAACACCAAGUUCUACUGUGAAAACAAGGGCCAUAUUCCUGCACACAUACCUGUACGUUUCGUCAAUGACGGCGUUUGUGAUUACAAGUUAUGCUGCGACGGCAGUGAUGAGCCGGAAGGUGUUUGCCAGGACCGCUGCAAGGAGGUCCACGAGGACUACAUUGUGAGACAGAAAGUUGCAAAAGAAGCCCGAGAGCGGGGUCUCAAGAAGCGCGCUGAAAUGGUCCAAGAGGCUGAAAAGCGGAAAGCGUGGCUUGAAAAGGAACUGACGAAACGACAGCAGGAGCUGGUAGCUAAGGAGGCAGAGGUGCAAGAGGCCAAGGAGAACCUUGAAGAGGCCGAGGCCGAUGCUGUUGAGCAUGGUGUCAGCGUGGUGGAUGAAAAAGUCGUGGAAGCCAAGGCAGAGCUCGUGCGUUUAUCUGAGGUAUCGACCCGGCUUCGGACUGAUCUGAUUAUUGCUCUGGAGCGCCAAAGACAACUUGAUGCUGUUCUUGGUAAGAUGAAAGAGGAUUACAAUCCGAAUUUCAACGAUCCAGCGGUGAAGCAGGCAAUUCGGGACUGGGAAGAGAUUACUGCCGCUGGCGCGCUCUCCCCCAGCCUUGAUCUUUUGGAUACCAGUCACGGUAACGAGAUUUUGGACGAGAUCUCGGAAAUUUCAGCCGUGGGACCUGCUAGCAAAAAUAUCAUAUCUGGCGCCCUCCAGUGGCUGGCCGAUGUGUUUGGGUGGACAGGAGGUAUCCCCGCCCCUAAUCGUGAUUUCACCAGCGCCAAGGUAGAGGAUGCCAAAAGGCGGCUUGGCGAUCUUGAACGUGAGCUCAGCGAUCUCAACUCUCAAAUCAUCAAGGAUGAGCACACGCUUGCUUUCAAUUUUGGUAAAGACGAUGUCUUGAGAGCGCUGAGCGAAACCUGCAUCAAGAACAAAGUCGGUGAGUACGAUUAUGAGGUUUGCUUCUUUGGCGAUGCGCGACAGAUCGGUAAUGGCCAAGCAACCAAACUUGGCAAGUUCUCCAAAGUCGAGUUCGCCAACGACGUCUUCUACCUAGAGUUUGAGAACGGUGCCCAGUGCUGGAACGGGCCCAUUCGCCGCGCUGAGGUUACCGUUCGAUGCGGAGAAGAAACCAAGAUCACCGGGGUCUCGGAGCCCGAAAAGUGCGGCUAUUUCAUCGAUAUGCUCAGCCCUGCUGCAUGCUCUCCAGACCAUGUCAUCGACGUUGCCCAUGACGAGCUUUAA